Messenger RNA from Tachysurus vachellii, 3984 nucleotides. RefSeq names its product leucine rich repeat containing 75A (gene lrrc75a). NCBI's taxonomy places the organism in Eukaryota, Metazoa, Chordata, Actinopteri, Siluriformes, Bagridae. Bases 886 to 2217 code for a protein of 443 amino acids. The transcript is spliced from 4 exons. The record is from RefSeq and is a predicted model, not a curated record.
CACCAUGAUCCACUGGUACAGCCUGCAUUAGUCUCAGAGAAAGACACAAACCGUAAACAAUGUAACAUCGGACAUCUGAAAGCAUUGAUGCAAAACAUAACUAUAGCUGAAAACGUCCCGGAAAUAUAAGCUAAGUAAGUGCACGUGAUGGAAAGCCCUGAGAUGACUUUGGCGAGGAGGAAAAACGCACCCUAACGACGCGAGUACUUCUCUUCUUCCAUUCUGACCUCGCUUUACUUUGCUCCGAGGUGAAGGCGGACCUGGAGAAACAGACCUGGAGAAACAGAUACACGGAAGGUCUGUUCAGCGCAUGAGAUUGCUGUGCAGAAUCGGAGUUUGAGCAUUAUUUUCCUCUCCCAGUCUGCGGCCAUGCUCCAGGCAUCUUCAUCCGAUCUGUUCCCUACCUGAGGGAGACGAAAGGAUACAGCCUUCUAGUCCUCUAACCUAUAUUUUGUCGCAAUGGCUUUAAUCGGAUGAUGGGUUUAUUCGUUCAAGGUAGUUCCUAAGGUAUUUGAGCUAAGGAAGGAGGAGGGUUGCUUCAGCUGGAUGUAAGGUUUCAGGCACGCGCUGUUGUUUAUUUGUUAAGGCAACACAAGUGGAACGAAUUGCUGAAGUUUGUGACGAUGAGAGAUGCAACUCAGGAGAUGCAAAUCUCGUGCACAUCUUUAGUUCUUUUUGUUUUGUUUGUUUUGUUUUGAUAGAUUCGAGCGUAUAACCGUGAGCACUCUCUCCAGGACAGGUGUGAUGUAAACAACCAGUGACAAACGCAACUGUAAACUCCUUCUUCCUAGUCGCAUACGUUCAAGUUACGCUAUGCGAACUUGUCGCUAGUGUGGGACUGAAUCUGCACUGAUUGCAUCCGAGUGUCUGUGUCCGGACUCGGUCAUGGGAGCGAAGCAGGCGAAGAGCCCGGAUGAGGCAGGCGCCAGUCCUUUAAGCGCGCGCUGCAGGAGGACACCGACACGCGAGCGCAGUAAUGACGUGCGCGCCUCGCUCGUGUUGCGCGCUGGGGAGAGACUCGCGCGCACCGGACCUCCGCCUCCGUACCAGCGCCGUGUGGGCAUGAUUCAGGACAUGAUGCACAUGGCCAAGCAGGGAAAACACGACGAGGCCACAGAGAUGCUCAGAACCCUACGACAGGACCUGGGAAUGGAGUCAACCUCGUUGGAUGAUGUCCUUUAUCGCUACGCCAGUUUCCGGAACCUGGUGGAUCCUAUUACACACGACCUCAUUAUCAGUUUGGCCAGAUACAUUCAUUGCCCGAAGACGGAAAGUGAUUCUUUGGGAGCAAUGGAGAAGGUGUGCCGUCAGCUGACCUACCAUCUGAGUCCACACUCACAGUGGAGACGGCAGGGCCUGCUGAAGAGGAAACCUCAGUCAUGCCUAAAAGCUGUUCUUUCUAAUCCACCGGUCAAUGGAGCGUUAGACCUCUCCAGUAUUCCUCUGGGAGUGAAGGAUAUGGAGCGGCUGUGCUCGCACCUGCAGCGGUAUGCCUCUCGUGUUUCCAGCCUUGAGCUAGGAUUCACAGAGCUCACAGAUGAGGCCUUUCUUUUACUCCUGCCCACGCUGGCCUCACUGCCUCGGCUUGAAACACUGGCACUCAAUGGCAACAGGCUGACACGAGCCGUGCUCAAGGAGCUGACAGACACACUGAAGGAACCUGAUCGCUUUCCAAGCAUCACGUGGAUAGACCUUGGAAACAAUGUAGACAUCUUCUCGCUGCCACAAUCUUUCCUAGUAAGCCUGCGUAAGCGCUGCCCCAAGCAGGGCAACCUGCCUACCAUCCUGGAAUUUGGAGAGAGCCAGGCAAGUGAACCAGACGCCCGGCCAGAUGAGGAUGACACGGAUAACACCGACGAUACAAACAAGACACUGAGCUUGGGCGAGCUCAGGUCUGAGGUGGAUUGUGAGAUAGAUGGAGAGAUGGAGAUCGAAGAGAUGAUGGAGGAGCUGCUUGACUUUGAUAGAGAGGUCAGAGGUCCAGAUGAUGAGGACAGUGUGUGGACCAUGGAGGAGCUGAGGGCUGCAAGAAGGCCAUAUGAAAUACAAAGCAGUGUGAAAAAAGCAACUAAGGCUGAAGGUGAAGAGGACACACGCAGCCGGAGCUCACAGCUGUCAUGUUCUAGUCAGUCACAGGACUCUUCAGAAGCGUUCAAGGAUGGAAAAAAGGAUACUGGUGUGGAUCAGGUGCCUUGUUCUUCAGGAAACCUGACCUGAGCGUCUUUGCUCCAUUUAGAAAUUGUAGCCUUUAAACCCGUCAAGUUCAAAGAGUCAGGAGAGACCAUGCGUUACAGGUCAGGACUGUUUACAGGUCAUAGUAUCAUAGUAUCUGAAUAUCAAGGUGUUGAAAGAUUGCAGGGGAUGACUCAUUUAAAAUAAAGGACUAUGUGGGGAAAAAAUUAUAUUUUGUGUAUAUUAAACAUAAAACUAAAGCCCAUACCACUUAUGAGGUACAAGAAUCAUAUAAUAUAGAGUAAGGUAAGAUACCCUUUGCAGUUUAUAUUCUUCUCUUUCAGGUAAUACCCCUUGGUUAUAUAGUCCUAUAUAAAGACUUUUACCUAUGUGCCUGUCUGACCUUGUUAAAGCGGAGUCUGUGCAGAUGUGUAAUGGUCUGUCUCUGAGUGGGAACGCAUGUUUUUCCAAUGCACAGGGUGAUAGAGAUGGAGACAAACUCACCAGCCUGACAUGAUCGUCUAGCUUGGACAUAUCCUUCUCCAUCUAUGCAUCUGUUUCUACAUCCCAAGCAAGAAAAUGUGUCUUUGAAAUGCAUGUCCCAAGAGUCAGAACAGCCUGUACGCCUGAAGAAAAAAAGCAAGAGGAAACCAAAUACUUCAACAAUUCCCGCAGUUCAACUUCAGAAUAUUUGUUGUGCUUUAUGAUGGACUGGUACCAAAGACUGGAAGACAGAAUAACAUAAAUGUCCUGAUUAUUUCAAUGUAAUGAAAUGUAUCAAAGCUUUGCUCUUCCUUUUAUACAGAUAUUCUAAUCUGCUCUAUAAUUGCAUUUUAUUUAGUAUAUUUUUAAUAUAAUCACCCAGCCAUUGUGUUUGUUUGAAAUAUCAAUUAACCAGUUAUGACCCAUUUGUAGCUCCCAUUAAUGAGUAUUUCAUCACCAGCGCAUACUCAUGCACCAGUAGGUCCAAUCUUUAGUAUAUUAAGCAUCUUGAAUACAGUUUAUGACAAGGCUCAUAUUAUCCCUCAACAUAAUACAUACGAAGUCGGUGAAUGAGCCAUUUUCAAGUAUUAGUCUGUUGUUCUGCUCUUUUACAGAGUUUCUGUAAUAAAUAUAUUAUUUUGUAAGGACAAUAUUCAUGUUGUAGACUGGUUGAUGUAACAUAUUCUGAUUAUCUUAGUGAUGCGAUUUAAAAUUCAUUGUUACCACAUACCCUGAUAAGAUUUCUUUGGUAUUUAAUUAUUUGAGAAGCCUCAAGCAAGAAGAAAAUAUUAGAAAUAUAAACGUAAUAUUAAGAUCUCUCGAAGAAACCUAAGGCCCUGUGGUCUAACAGGCACAUUAACAUCUUAAUGAAAAUAAUCCCCCAGAACAAUUUAUAUAUCAAUCUUUCUUUAACAUGUUAUCCUCAAUAGUAUUCAAGAUUUUUUUAUUUUUACUGCAAUUUUAAAUUUUGGUUUCAUAAAUUACUUGCAACGCCAUUUGCUGAAUAAUGGUCUGGUACGAGUCUGUCCAUCUCUCUCGACUCUUUAUCUGUACACUCUGCUCAAACAGAUUAGCCUUAAAAUUCUUAUACUGCCGUCAAUGUGAUCAUGCCAAAUACAUAGGAUUUCUUGUAAAGCUGUUUCUUUCCUUUUUUAUGGUCAGCGAGACAAUGUGUUUGUAGUAGCUGUGUUUUGUGUUUUGAUACAACAAAAUCUGGCUGCAACCAGUUUAACCGUACAACUUAGAUUCCUAACUCAGAGAAAUAAUAAAAAUACAGCACCGACCAAUAAAAUAGCCCGAGUAUUACUAAGCAUUUUGCAAAUAUUUCCU